Alternaria atra is the source of this 801-nucleotide messenger RNA. RefSeq lists its product as uncharacterized. Gene Ontology annotation, molecular function: oxidoreductase activity, acting on NAD(P)H, oxygen as acceptor. Lineage: Eukaryota; Fungi; Ascomycota; Dothideomycetes; Pleosporales; Pleosporaceae. The transcript has 3 exons. The record is from RefSeq and is a predicted model, not a curated record. Bases 1 to 801 code for a protein of 266 amino acids. Gene Ontology annotation, cellular component: intracellular anatomical structure.
AUGCAAAAGACGCAAGGACUGCCAGAAUUCAGCCUUGCGGGGAAGGUAGUAUUGGUGUCGGGUGCUGCUCGAGGACUCGGUUUGACACAAGCCGAAGCAUUGCUGGAAGCUGGCGCACGAGUGUACGCACUUGAUAGACUUGAGGAACCCUCACCAGACUUUGCGCCGAUUGCUGAGAAAGCAAAGAAUGAACUCGGAACCUCGCUCGAAUACCGCCAAAUAGACGUACGAGAUGUAAAAAAGCUUCACGAGAUUGUGGAGGAAAUCGCAAACAAGGAGGGCAGACUUGAUGGAUUGAUCGCUGCUGCUGGCAUCCAACAAGAGACAACUGCGCUGGAGUACACUGCUGAGGAUGCGAACCGCAUGUUCGAGGUCAACAUUACUGGGGUUAUGAUGACUGCACAAGCAGCUGCGAAGCAAAUGAUCAAGUUUGGAAAUGGCGGAAGUAUCGUGCUCAUCGCGAGCAUGUCUGGCACAGUUGCAAACAGGGGCCUCAUCUGCUCCGCAUACAACGCGUCAAAAGCUGGUGUAAUGCAACUCGCCCGCAACCUAGCAUCGGAAUGGGGCGAGCACAACAUUCGCGUCAACACCAUCUCGCCAGGAUACAUUGUGACUGCGAUGGUGGAGGAACUCUUUAAGAAGUACCCAGAGCGAAGAGAGACCUGGCCCACACAAAACAUGUUGGGUCGUUUAUCAAAGCCUGAGGAAUACCGUGGUGCAGCGGUGUUCUUGCUGAGCGACGCAAGUUCUUUUAUGACUGGAGCGGAUCUGAGAAUGGACGGCGGUCAUGCCGCGUGGUAA